UGGACUCCCUCGCUUGCCGUCAUUACCGGAGCUGUUUGGAUGUCCGCAGCACGGUGGUUAUUAUUCCCGGUUGAAGGUUCUCUGUGGACCCAAAUAAAAGCGUGAACAUGUCUGGAGGAACCCACCUGGAGAACGCGAACCCGGUCAUCUUCCAGCGGUCCGGGGAGAGACUGCUGACGGCGACGGACGAGGACGAAGACGUCCACGACCCGAUCGACGACCGAGAGAUCUUCGAUCUGAUCAGAUCCAUCAACGACCCGGAGCAUCCUCUGUCUCUGGAGGAACUCAACGUCGUGGAACAAGUCCGAGUCAUGGUUAACGACGCAGAGAGCACCGUGGGCAUUGAGUUCACUCCCACCAUCCCUCACUGCAGCAUGGCGACGCUCAUCGGCCUGUCAAUCAAAGUCAAGCUGCUGCGCUCCCUGCCGGAGAGGUUCAAAAUCGAUGUCAGCAUCACUCCGGGGACUCACGCCUCAGAGGACGCAGUGAACAAACAGCUGGCAGACAAAGAGAGAGUAGCGGCAGCUCUGGAGAACUCGUCGCUGCUCGAGGUCGUCAACCAAUGCCUGACGACGACGAGGACCACCUGAUAAGCCAAUCGGCUGCAUCGAUGGUCUCUCACCUUCAGCCGCUUAUCUUUGGAUCGGCCAAUCAAGUUCGACUCAUCGAGGGUCAGAGUUCACGGUGAAUGUCGUGGUCGUUCACUGUACUUAAAUCUGUUACACACAGUGUGAUUCGAUACUCCAACAUCUGCUGAGAAUCCUGCAAACAUGUAAAUGAUGAAUAAUGAAUAAUUUAUGUUUUUGACAUUUUAUAUAUUCAAUAAAUGAAAUGAAACAAAGA
Larimichthys crocea (large yellow croaker) is the source of this 843-nucleotide messenger RNA. It is a transcript of the gene ciao2b, whose product is annotated as cytosolic iron-sulfur assembly component 2B. The transcript has 5 exons. The record is from RefSeq and is a predicted model, not a curated record. Bases 108 to 590 code for a protein of 160 amino acids. Gene Ontology annotation, cellular component: cytosolic [4Fe-4S] assembly targeting complex. Lineage: Eukaryota; Metazoa; Chordata; Actinopteri; Sciaenidae.